UGAAGUAGUGACUGUAGUACUGACUGUAGUAGUGACUGAAGUACUGACUGUAGUAGUGACUGAAGUACUGACUGAAGUCCUCAGAUGGAUACAGCAGCGCCCUCCUCUGGUCUCUCUUUGGUGUCAGUGUUGUCCCUGUUAGCAUGUAGCUUCCAAGUGAUAGCCGCCGCCCUGCUAACACACAGGUACGGUGGGCGGAGCUCUGUGACGAACAGAUGGAUCCUGCUGUGGCUCUUCUAUGAUGUCAUUGUCCACCUGACUCUGGAAGGACCAUUUGUUUACAUGUCUCUUGUUGGGACGGUGCAGACAUCUAAAGGUUUUCUUGCUGAACUUUGGAAAGAGUAUGGUAAAGCCGACAGUCGCUGGUUAUUUUCAGACUCGAACAUCGUUUCCAUAGAGAUUCUGACUGUUGUCCUUGACUCUGUCCUCGCUGUUCUGCUCAUCCACGCAGUACUCAGACAAAAGUACUACAGACAUUUCCUGCAGGUGAGCCUGUGUGUGUGUGAGCUGUAUGGAGGUUGGAUGACCUUCUGUCCUCAGUGGCUGACAGGAAGUCCUCACCUGGACACGACUCAUUGGCUCCACCUAUGGGUUUACCUGGUCUUCUUUAACGGGGUCUGGGUGCUGGUUCCGGUUCUGCUGCUGGUGCAGUCCUGGUUUAGUCUCAAGACUCUGCACAAUGAUGUCAUCACCAAAAACAAAUGAUCAGCACUUAUUGAUUAUUGAUUACUGAAC
Messenger RNA from Solea senegalensis (Senegalese sole), 735 nucleotides. Its product is annotated as emopamil-binding protein-like. Gene Ontology annotation, cellular component: membrane; endoplasmic reticulum. Bases 85 to 705 code for a protein of 206 amino acids. Gene Ontology annotation, biological process: sterol metabolic process. The record is from RefSeq and is a predicted model, not a curated record. Gene Ontology annotation, molecular function: cholestenol delta-isomerase activity. The transcript has 4 exons. NCBI's taxonomy places the organism in Eukaryota, Metazoa, Chordata, Actinopteri, Pleuronectiformes, Soleidae.